Chironomus riparius is the source of this 739-nucleotide messenger RNA. The record is from the annotation of a GenBank genome assembly. Lineage: Eukaryota; Metazoa; Arthropoda; Insecta; Diptera; Chironomidae.
GUUGUUUAUGUUUAUAACAUAAAUCAAGACUUAAAGUUUGUGCAGUUUUGUUUAGGCAAUUUAGUUCAAUAUUCAAAGAUCUACUUAGUAUUAAUUGGUAUCAAGUUGGUAAACUACUUUUCAGUUACAAUAUUGCCUCUUUCAAUAAAUCUUCUAGAAUACUAUAAGAUAUUUAAGUGAUCCUCAAAAAUGUCACACAACAGUGGAAUUCCUGAUAAAAUGUGGCAGCCACCUCUUGUUACCUUUGACACAAAUCUUGGUGAAUUCUCAAUUGAGCUGUACUGGAAACACGCGCCAAAUACUUGCAGGAACUUUGCAGAACUAGCUCGUCGUGGAUACUACAAUGAUGUCGUUUUUCAUAGAAUAAUUCCAGAUUUUAUGAUUCAAGGAGGAGAUCCAACUGGAACUGGACGUGGUGGAAGUUCAAUUUAUGGACCAACUUUUGCAGAUGAGCUUCAUCCUGACUUGAGACAUUCUGGAGCUGGAAUAUUGAGUAUGGCCAAUGCGGGACCAAAUACAAAUGGAAGUCAAUUCUUCAUCACAUUAGCACCAUGCCAGCAUCUUGAUGGUAAACAUGCAAUAUUUGGACGUAUUUAUAGUGGAAUGCAAGUUAUUAAAAGAAUGGGAAAUGUUGAAACAAACAAUAAUGAUCGACCGCUAGAAGAUGUAAAGAUAAUCAGCGCUAAAAUUGAUAAAUAUUAAUUAAAAAACAUAAUAAAUAUUUUUUUAAAUACAAAAA